AUGGUGAUGGGCGGCUUCAUGCUCUACGUUGACGGUAGCCCGUACCAGACAUUGUCGAUCCAGAAGUUCAACGCUCUUCUGGAAGAGGGCGUCAUCGACUUUCCGAACAUUACGGAGUCCGAGAUCCAUGACCGAGGCCAGCAGAGUACAUUCCUGACAGCCGUCGUCGCGUUGCAGGUUUCGUGGUUCAUCAUACAAUGCAGCCCACGCUUCGGUCGGGACCUCUUCGUCAUCCAUCUGGAGUGCCUGGCCUUCGUGCUCCUCAUUGCGAACGCGAUGCUCUACUUCCUCUGGUGGGACAAACCUCUCGAUAUCCGUUACCCCGUUCGGGUGGACCUGAAGCAAGCAGUUCACAAUUUGGACAUCAUAGGCGAAGGACGUGUCACCGAUUUCAAACGCGAGGAGCGCAUUCAAAAGGAGAUUCUCAGGAGUGUAUUGGAGUCGCCACCGACGACCACAGGUGCGAAACCAAGGUCAUGGUUCUCUCAUUUCCUGUGGUUUCUACUCCAAACGUUCGUCAUAUGGCCUCUCAGGAGUAUAGGAAGAGACAUAUUCUUCAUCCAGUUCGGGUUCAAGGGGAGAUCCCCAGCCAUACCUGUUGGCGCACUGAGUGUGCCCCUCUUUUACUACCCUGAGACCACAAACAUCCCUCUCCACCUCUCCAUUGCCGUCACAAACAUCCUCGGAGGCGCGUUCAACUCCGCCAACUUCAUCCUCUUCACUCAGAUGUUUCCUUCCCCACAAGCUCAAAUCGCAUGGAAAACUGGGACGUUUCUUUCUGUAGGUGCUUCUGUUAUGGCCGUCGUACUUCACGCCCUGCUGCACGCGGGACGUUUUCUGCAUAUCCGUACGGACAGCCCGACAUACAUGAAGGUGCUAGGCUAUACGUUGGCUACUAUAGCCUUAUUCUUGUUCUUUCUCGGACAUGUGGCGUAUAUCGCAGGUCGGUUUAUUCUCAUCAUAGACGCUUUUGUUUGUUUGAAGAAUCUCCCAGAGAGUGCUGUGAUAGUAUUACCAUGGACAGCGUAUAUUCCACAUCUUUCGUAA
Cyclocybe aegerita is the source of this 1047-nucleotide messenger RNA. Lineage: Eukaryota; Fungi; Basidiomycota; Agaricomycetes; Agaricales; Hemipholiotaceae. The record is from the annotation of a GenBank genome assembly.